Hansenula anomala is the source of this 618-nucleotide messenger RNA. RefSeq lists its product as uncharacterized. The record is from RefSeq and is a predicted model, not a curated record. Gene Ontology annotation, cellular component: preribosome, large subunit precursor; nucleolus. Gene Ontology annotation, biological process: intracellular mRNA localization; ribosomal large subunit biogenesis. Bases 1 to 618 code for a protein of 205 amino acids. Lineage: Eukaryota; Fungi; Ascomycota; Saccharomycetes; Phaffomycetales; Wickerhamomycetaceae. The transcript has a single exon. Gene Ontology annotation, molecular function: mRNA binding.
AUGGCACCAAGACAAUCAAAAACAGCUAAAAGAACAGCUACACAGAAUAAAACAAGAAGUAUCGAAUCCGAAGUGUUUAAGGAUUCUCAAGCAAGAAAUAGAUUAGGCUUCACUUCAAAUCAAACUGAAAAAUCAAGAGUUAGAAAACCAAGUAAAAAAGAUGUUAAAAAGGAACAAUCCAAGAUAAGGCUUUAUGGUAAAAAAAAAGAACAAAAAAUAUAUGAUGAAAAAGAUUUGGAUUUACCUGUACUAAAUAGAGCUAUUGUUCCAGGUGUUAAAAGAUCAAGAGGUAAAAAAGGUAAAAAAUUUGUUAAUGAAAAUCCAGAAGAUUCAACACAAUUAAAUAGAAUUAUUAAUGAAGUUAUAUUGAAAGAUGAAAAAAGAGAUUAUUCUAAAUUAGAAAAAGCUCAAAAAUUAGAAGAAAUUAGAGAAUUGAAAAAAAAAGAAAUUGAACAAAAAGAAGCUGCUAAAAGAGAUAAAUUAGAAGAUAAAAAACAAGAAAUUAAAAAUAAAGCAACAAAAGCUAGAACUGAUAGAAGAAAAAGAGCUAAAUUACAAACUCAAUUAGCUGAAGAAGAAGCUUCAAAACCUAAAAAGAAGAAGGUUGCAUUUGCAUAG